Molecule: messenger RNA, 414 nt
Organism: Spirometra erinaceieuropaei
Lineage: Eukaryota; Metazoa; Platyhelminthes; Cestoda; Diphyllobothriidea; Diphyllobothriidae
Source: the annotation of a GenBank genome assembly
AUGAAGACGACUGGUAUCCAACCGGCUAUUGGCGUGGGAAUCUCCGCCCUCUUUCUCGUGCUCGCCGUGGCGCUAGAACAGUGGCCUUGUGGCACCCUCCUGGACACCUGCCUGAAUUCGUUCAGCAAGGACGCCUACAAGAUCGUGGGGGGUCUCCUUGUCAGCUCAAUCGUGGUGAACCUCCUCGCCUUCGCAAUUGUCCUCUUGAACUGUCUACGCUCAACAGCCUGGACCGGACCACUUGAACUGGCGCUAAUCUGGCUUGGAGGCAUCCUUGCCAUAGCUGGGGUCGCAUAUUAUUACGCCAACGUGGAUAAAACAUACAGUCCUAUGCUGGCUGUAAUUGGAAUGUCCUUCGCGCUGGCCGUGGCGAUCAAUCUUUCUGUCGGUAUGGUAACUGUACAUCGCGGCUGA